Molecule: messenger RNA, 549 nt
Organism: Fulvia fulva
Lineage: Eukaryota; Fungi; Ascomycota; Dothideomycetes; Mycosphaerellales; Mycosphaerellaceae
Exons: 3
Coding region: 1-549 (182 amino acids)
Source: RefSeq, a predicted model, not a curated record
AUGCUGCUCGACUUACCCGAGGAGAUCAUCAUCUUGAUACUGGAUCACCUGCGACUACCAGCUGUCGAUCAUCUUGAUAAACCUCGACUCUGCAAUAUCGAUAUCGCCGCCGCACUCGCGACCUUGGCUGCAGUCUCUCGAUAUUGCAUCCUAGCCCAACUAGUCCUGACUCAACAUCGGUUGGUCGAACCGAUCUUCAAUCGCGUGUUUCCUGGUUCUCGGCUUAGCAGUCCGCAGCUCUUUCUUGCGGCUCUUGCUAUCAAUCCAAGUCGGGUACCACUAGUCACCGAGAUCGUACUGGAUCCUACACAUUUGGAAACUGAGGAUGCCGACAACUACAAUGAGUAUGGCUACCAUGACUACGACUACGAUGGGAGAGAUCUCUUGCCAACGCAUCUGAAGGGCGGGUUGACUAUGGGGAUGCUACAAGCAACGUUUCAGACGAAGCGAUUGCCAAAGCUCCAUCGUAUGAGGCUCCUCCGUACUAUCAGCAGUGUUUGUCUGCCAUACACAGCAGCGUGGAAAAAAUCCUGCCUCCAGGCGAGCUGA